Molecule: messenger RNA, 2184 nt
Organism: Colletotrichum acutatum
Lineage: Eukaryota; Fungi; Ascomycota; Sordariomycetes; Glomerellales; Glomerellaceae
Exons: 2
Coding region: 445-1848 (467 amino acids)
Biological process (GO): regulation of transcription by RNA polymerase II
Molecular function (GO): DNA-binding transcription activator activity, RNA polymerase II-specific; zinc ion binding
Source: RefSeq, a predicted model, not a curated record
CUGGCAGCUGUCUUUUCCCACCUGGGGCGAACGGAUUGCCAAUUCAGAGCGGCAAGCCGCAUGUUGGUAUCGGAUCCCUGCAUGACAACAGCCCUCUGAUGCUUACACUGCCCGCCGUUCGGUCAGCUCCAGCCUCUCACGCAUGGCUACUCGGGUUUCUGUCACCCCGAUGUCACAGCGGGGGACGUGCGGCGUUGAAGUUGAGUUUGCGUCAGGACAGCCAUGCAUCCCUGACAAGGUCAAGCAUCUCCCCAAGUUCUGACGUUUCGCAUAUUGAACUGAACGGAUUGUUUUAAAAACAAGUAGUCAGCCCGUCGAGGGUUGACCUUCCGCGCCACCUCCUCCGCCCGCCUAUUCACCGGGACAAAAUUUAUCAGCGUCCGAUCCGAACCAGAGGAGUUGCAAAGAGCAGAACGUCUGCAAACGAGCUUGUGUACCGAUAGAAUGCCGAAGGGCUCAAGGCAGUAUCACGGAAAGACGAAGAACGGGUGCCGACAGUGCAAGAAGCGUCGUGUCAAGUGCGACUGCGUCGGUCCCGUAUGCGCCAACUGUCGCCGUCGCCAAGAACACUGCAGCUAUCUCGGGCUGCUGGCAGACGCCCUUAACCGCGAAAAUGGAGAGAAGGCUAGCGAUACCCUGAGUAUGGUCCGCCGUGCCGCCACGGUUGCGGCACACGCAUCUUCACGAGAUGCCCUCAGCGCUUCAUUACCUGCCGAGAAGCUUCGCGCCGAUGAGGCCGAGCUCAAGCACCACUUCCUGAACGAGGCUUGGUUCACCUUUUCGUUACAGACCGAUCCUCGGAAGUGUGACGUGUGGUCGAGAUGGGUGCCCCAGCUGGCGUCACGCAACGUGUUCAUCCACCAAAGCAUGCUCUCCAUCGCGGCUCUACACCUAUGCUACCUCGAACCGCCAAACGCGAAGCGAUACUAUUCGAUGGCUUGCCAACACGCCAUACAAGCGAGCAACUAUUUCCGGCUCGCUGUUCCUCAGGUCACAGAGGAGAACUGGCUGGCUACCUUUGUGUUUUCCAUGUGCAAUGGUAUUUUUGGGUACUACCGACCGUUUGCCGACGAGAAGGUGAUGGGACAGGUCAGCACGUUUGAGCCUUGCAAAGCUCUCACAGUAAUGCGGGUAGCGGCCAGAUUCUCAGACACGGUCACGCCGCACGUCUUCAAGAGUCCUAUACGGGACAAGCUAGCACAAGUCGACAUAAAAGUAUGGCGCGACAGCAGCGACAUAUUGCUACGACCAACCAUACAGAAGAAAGCCAAGUUUGUUGAGUUCCUAUGCCUGGGUCCCGAAACGACGGGGAUACCAGUCGAAGACAUCAAGAUAUACCUCGGUGCCCUCGGCGCACUCAAGUCCUGGAUUAUGUCUCUCCCUGGACGGCCGAGGAUAUGGAAGCACUUUAUCAUCUGGCCGUCGCUGGUGUCGGAGCAAUACCUCUCGCUUCUGAGGCUGAAGGAACCCGUGGCGCUCAUGAUCUUUGUCCUCUGGAUCGAAGUCAUGUUCCUCGCGCCGCGGCGAUGGUACCUCAUGCCCUGGUACGAUCGUGGGCAUGCCAGCGCGAUAGCGGAACUCAGCAAGCAGGGUGACACACCCGCCCGCCGGUUCUGGGAUGUUCUGCAGUCGGAGGACAGUCAGUCUGAUACCACGGGCGAGGAUUCCGAGGGCAGUGUUGGGUGGGCAAGUAGUCCGUCCAUUGCUAGAAGCGACGACGUCGGGGGGCGAAGAGGCGGGAUUGUGUUGUUGUCGACCGGCGAGGAGUAUGUUGGACAGGAUAAAGGGUGUGGUGGUGGUAGUAGCGGGUAUAUGAGCAUUCCGGCUUUGGCGCAAAAGGCGAGCUAAUAAUGGCACGACAGUAAGGGCCCUCAGGUUCCUGAAUUGCCAGGUGCCUGAUACGUUUUGCAGCGGAAGGAAUGCAAACAUAACCUGGUCUCGAGACCAGAACGGUGGAACAUUACACGACCACGAUGACAUCUCGGAUUUGGCCUGUGUUUGUGGCCCCAGUGACACUGCCCUCAAGCUGCGAAAGGUCGCGAUAUUUGUUAUCACGACCUGGCUGGGGUACUGAUCUGACGUACCGACCGACAUUUACCCAGCUACUUUUGGCCCGUUGUCCCAUCGAUGAUCGACUAGGACGCAUGACGGACGUGGCGGUCGUAUACUCAUCAGCACCAAGCA